UGGAAAGUGAGGUACAGCAGUCCUAAAACAGCCCUCAUUCAGCUCAUGAAGAAUGGAGGCUUUCAGGAUCAUGACAGUUGUCCAAACUGUUGCUUUUAUACAAGGAUAUGACAAAAUCAUCUCUACUGAGCAUCCAAAGGUCAAGGUCAAUAUGAAAUUUGUGUCACAAGCAGAUCGGCAUUCUGGGUCAUGCUCCUGGACCCUCAGCACCUCUAGAAACAACACAUCUGUUAUAGCCGUGGAGGACAUAAACAGUCUCUCUUCUCAGAUCUGUCUGUCCCUGGGAUGUGAUGAUGUGUAUAAAUUAAAGGCAUUUGAUGCAGAAUUCAACAGUACCUGUCUCACAGGCUGCCUUUACCACGACUCGGAGCUAAACAACUGCACUCAGACUGUGAGAAGCCACUGCAAAAUGCUCUCUGAGGUUAUUUGUGGCAAUGCUGCCGUCCGAUUGGUUGGGGGCGGUCAUCGCUGUGGGGGCCGUGUGGAGGUGUGGCGGGGGUCCUGGGGCACAGUGUGUGAUGAUAAAUGGGAUGUGGAGGAUGCAAAUGUGGUGUGUUCACAGCUUGGUUGUGGGUACGCUGUGUCUGUCAGUGGUCAAGGUGAGCCGUACGGCCAGGGUACAGGCCCCAUACACCUGGAUGAACUUAACUGCACUGGAAUAGAGAGAAGCUUAUGGGAAUGCCCAGCACUUACACAAGGACAUGACUGUGGUCAUAAGGAGGACGCAGGUGUGGUUUGCUCAGAAUACAAGGCUCUGCGACUGACAGGCGGUCUGGAUCGAUGUGCUGGGAGAGUGGAAAUCCAUCGCAAUGGAAGAUGGGGAACAGUGUGUGACACGUGCUGGCAUAAGGAAGAAGCUACAAUGGCCUGUGAUAUGCUGAAUUGUGGAAUGGUCAAACAUUUCACAGCCUUUGACCCCCCCCUUAAACAUAAAAACGAAUCACUCUGGUAUUUUAUCUGUAACCAGAAUAGCAAAAACCUAUGGGAGUGUCCUGACUAUAUUGACAAUGAAUAUUUAUGUAAGGAAACAAAUGCAGCUGGGUUGAUUUGCAACAAUUCUCUUGGUCUCUCUGUUCCCACCAGUCAAAUACCAACCUCAGCACCAGCAACCAUAGAGAUAACGAAAAAGGACAAUUCGCAUAGAUUCUUACCAUCUCCAGAGUUACUGGGGUGUUUUGUUCUGGGAUUCUUUCUUGUGAUUGCAGUUAUCACAAAUAUCCUCUUGUGUCAUCAUGAUAAAAAGAAGAAAGCUGUUGUGGUCCAAAAGAGAUACAUGAACCUGCAGGCCACAGCUGAAGCCGAGGAAAAUAACUACAGAGAUUCUAUCCAUCUUGUCAACUUUACAAACAAUAUCAGUGAUCCUGAGGUUCCUGUGUUUCCUCAGCAUAUCUGGCCUCAGAGUAGCGUUGAGAGUGAUACGGACUAUGAGCAACAUGACAUCAGUCUGGAAGCGGCUUUUCCUUUUUCCACCUUUCACAACUCAAUGCGGUACAGUGCAGAUGGUAAAACGCCUGCUGCAAAUUCCUCAAACUUAAACAGUGUGAUGGAGGAGGCUGUCCCGGCAGAGGUUUCAGUGAAAGGAUACCAACAAAUCUGUGACACUUCCUCUAAUCAUGGUGCACACCAGAUGCGUGAGUCUGCUACAAGUGUUGACUCUUUUAAGUCAUCCUGCACAUCAUCUGGAGAAUGCUAUGAGAACACAGGCACAAACGCACAGGAAUUCUGCUCACUUGAGUCUGCUGAAUUUUAUGAAAAUACUGGGGAAAACAGAGACAGUCUACAAACUGCAGAUUUACCGAAGCAGGAAUCCGGAAAGUCUUUGCUGGGCCACACCAUGGAUCCUCCCUUCAAUUACCAAGAUAAAGGGGGCAGCGGCAGAGAGGACUCCCCGUUGUACUCACCCAUCACCUAUAAUAAUGAGUCCAUCUCUCCUGAAAGCGACUAUGAUGACAUUGGCAACUAUAUACAACAACCUAACUACUUAAAUUAGCUGGAGAUUGUGAUAUUGUGGCCACAUUAGUACAGUACCAUUAGACACCAUAUCUGAGAACUAUUUUAUGCCAUUAUUCUUUCAGACCUUUCCAUGUUUUUAAUGUUAUUUCUUUGUACAUUCAUGUCUGCUUCUACAUAGUAUAAUCAAAAGGUAUGCUAAAUAUUUCAUCAAGUUUUGAUAUCACUGCAGAUAUAUUGACGGCAUACCAGUGUAAAAAGUAAAUUUACAUAUAGCCUAAGUGCUUUUACUCCAAAUGCAAAUAUAACCACAAUCACUGAGGGGGACAUGAUCCCCCUAAUAAUGAGAUAUGACCAUUUCAAGCAAGAUGCUCUAAAGAUUAUAGAAGCAUUAUCUGAGACUUAAGCUGGUAUCCGUAACUGAAAGCACCCUGCCAGUGCUUGCUGUAUUGAUGGCUGCAGCAGACUACAUUAAAAUUUUAAAUACACACAAAAAAAUGUUUCACUUACUACUGUCACGGUGCAGGUGCAGGCAGAAAGACAGGCUGAGUCAAAAAGGCUUCAAUACAAAAGGUUUACUAA
Messenger RNA from Pimephales promelas (fathead minnow), 2532 nucleotides. Its product is annotated as T-cell differentiation antigen CD6. NCBI's taxonomy places the organism in Eukaryota, Metazoa, Chordata, Actinopteri, Cypriniformes, Leuciscidae. Gene Ontology annotation, biological process: zymogen activation. Gene Ontology annotation, cellular component: plasma membrane. The record is from RefSeq and is a predicted model, not a curated record. Gene Ontology annotation, molecular function: serine-type endopeptidase activity.